ACGGGGACGUGGCCCCGGCUGCCGCCCCCAAGGAGAAUACGGCCGCCCCCAGCCCUGCCCGGGCCGCCCCCAGCCCUGCCAAGGAGACAGAGAAGAUGGUGAAUUCUCAGCAGACUCCCGCUGGCACGCCCAAAGCAAACCCCGCGUGGCCUCACCCCAGAAGAUGGAUCGCGUGACCCGCAAGCCCCUGUUCAACUCUCCCUACCUCGCCCGCAUCUCGGGCCUGGCCCUGGACGGCGACACCAGCUACACAUACGAGUUGGUGGGCGUCGGGCGGGAGGGCGGCCCCUGGGAGGAGAAUGAAUGGCAGGCGGGGCCCAGGGUGGCCAGGACUGAGCUGGACAUGGCCGGGUCGGGGACCACCUACCGCCGUUGGGUCACCCGCGAAGGCCAGUGGGCCCCGCAACGCCCCUGGAAGGAAGACGAAGAGGACAAGGAGGAAGAGGUGAAGGCUCAUUUCUGGGGUGUCUCAACUGGCGGGACUCGUCGUCACCUGGAAGACGGGGAGCUCUGGGCGGCAAAACCCCAGGACCAGGGGAUGCUGAGAAGGAGCACAUCCCCGGGGUACCGGGCUCCAGGCUCCGGAGAGCCCAGAAACGCCAAACCCACAGCCCUGGAGGACAGCGCGGUGGACACGGAGCAAAUCGACUUCUGGGCGGCGCGGGAACAAUUUCUCAAUCUGGAACGUGCCAACUCGGGGAUCCCACCGGCGCCCCAGUCCAAGGGGGCGGCCCCGCGCGUGAGCCAGACCCCCAAGGCCUGGAACCGGCCUCCGGAGGCCGAAGCCAAGGUGGUGGCCCCCGCCCAGCCGCCCAGGAAAACGCCCACGCCCACGGAAGAGAAGAGAGCGCGCGCGCCUUGGUCAGACGGGGCGGCAACUCCCCGGGCCCGGGAGGCGUCCCCGACGCCCCAGGAGAAGCCGGCGCCCGCCGAGACCCCCAUCGAGAGGGAGAUCCGGCUGGCCCUGGAGCGCGAGGCGGACCUGCGCGAGCAGAGGGGGAUGCAGCGCUCCACGAGCCACCAGGAGCUGGUGCAGAUCCCCGCGCGGCCGGCGCUGCUGGCGCUCCCCGACGUGCGCCCCGACGCGCGCCCCGAGCGCCGCCGCGCGUCCCUCUACGUGCAGUGGGACAUGGCGCAGGAGACGCAGCGCGAGGCCGAGCACCGCGAGCAGCAGCUGGGCCGCGCCCUGACGCCCGACUCGCCCCCGCAGAGCCCCUCGCCCGCGCUGCUGCGGAGAGCCCGCAGCUCAGACUCGCUCCUGGACGCGCCCCCGGAACGCGGCCCCGGGACCAGGAAAGUGCAGCGGAUCUCCCCCGACGCCUACCAACCCUUCCUGAGCCCCAGCUCCCCGCCCAGGUUCCCGGGGCCCCCGGCCUCCUCCUCCUCCUCCUCCUCCUCCUUCUCGGGCGCGGGCAGAGCCGGCCCCGCCCAGGCCUCCAAGGGCCCUGCGCCGGGCUCCUGGGGGCCGGCCCUGGAAUCUUCUAGGAAGUCCUGGGGCCCCCCCAAGGAGGAAGGCAGCGGGCAGGGAUCUCGGGGACCCCGUCGAACCACCGAUGGGGCGGUGGUGAAAAAGAAGUAUUUCCUCCUGCGGCCCCUGCGCUUCGGGGUCCCGGCGGUGGCCCCUCGCAAGGAGACCCCCCGGGACGCCGCCCCCCGGGACGCCGCCCCAGCCUGGAAGCUGCAGCGGUCCCAGUCGUCCGAGCUACUGGAGAGGGAAGUGGAGAACGUGCUGCGGAGGGAGCGGGAGCUGGAGGAGGAGCGGCGCAGCGCCCUGUAUCCCGAGGUCUUCUCGCCCAGCCCCGACUUCGGGGACAGUGACCCCGACUCCAGGAGCUCCUCCCGGGCGUCCGGUAUCACAGGCAGUUACUCGGUCUCCGAGCCCCUGACCUUCUCCCCCAUCCGCCUCCACUCGGGCCUGGUGUGGACAGCGGAGGCCCCGGCGGCUGAGUCCAUGGGGCAAAGGAGCAACGAUCACUGGUAUGCGGGCCUCAAUCCCUCGGACUAUGUCAACUCAGAGAUUCUGGAGUCCACACGGGUCCCCCGUCACAAGAGCUUGAUGGCACAGCGCUGGGAAGCCGGCAUCUACUUCAGUGAGGAUGAGGACUGAGGCCGCCAGGCCCUGUGGGAACUGCCAAGGACCGACUGCCAGCAAAUGCGCCCCGCGAUGUGAGCUCUGCAGCCCACCAAAAGCAGAGCCACGGAACCAGAGUCAGCCCGCGCCUUGCUCCACACUGACCACGCCCCCACUGUUAUAUGACCACGCCUACCAACCCUGGCCCCGCCUUGACAGCCACGCCCCUCUUCUCCGCCCCAUGACCACGCCCUAUCCUGACCCCGUGAUCGCCUGGCCCCGCCCCCGCCUUGCCACGCCUGCUUUGGUCACGCCCCCAUGGCCACGCCCCGGCGAUUUCUGUUCUUGGCUUUUCCUGGCAAGAAAUGAUUCUGCUUUCUGGGUCCACGCUCUUGUUGCCGACGAGGCAGAAUCUGCUGGACGUUUUUUUCUGCCUCUGAGACUGCCAAAUGCAACUCAAGGCCCAAGAAGGAAAGAAACCAGCUCCCCUCUCGCCCGGUCACUGCCCACCCCUGUUCCACAUCCCAGCUGCCAGAGGGCGUCUCUGAAAGCUGGGGGUACCAGGGGUACAGCAGGUCUGCUGGGGGACCCAUUUGGAUCUGUAAGCAGCUUCGAUCCGGGGCCGGAGCCUUAGAACAGCGGCGAGGGCGUUUGCCUGGCACGCGGCCGACUCAGAUCCGAUCCCUGGCAUCCCAUGGGGUCUCCCAAGCACCACCAGGAGUGAGUCCUGAGUGCAAAGCCAGGAGUCAGCCCCGAGCAUCUCCGGGUGUGACGCCCCCAACCCCCCCUCCCAAUCUAUGUGGAAUGUCCCCCCCCACCCUAACCCCCCACCACAACCUGGGGUUUCUCAAUGUCUCCGUGCUGCUCCCUGCUAGCUUCAGCCUUUGGGGGGCCCAGAGGUUGGUGUGGGGCUCGAGGAAGGGGGGCUAGUUCUGUUGCUUCACCCCAUGCUCAGCCUGAGCCUCCCACCUCUGGCUGGCACUUUCUGGGAGGCAGCCACUGCUCCAGGAUGCUGACCCUGUCCCCCAGGACACCCAGGCCUGUGGACCCGACCCCAGCAGCCCCCUGCCCCAAGCACCUCCACCGU
This is a messenger RNA of Sorex araneus (European shrew), 3158 nucleotides long. RefSeq names its product paralemmin (gene PALM). The record is from RefSeq and is a predicted model, not a curated record. The transcript is spliced from 6 exons. Bases 164 to 2107 code for a protein of 647 amino acids. Gene Ontology annotation, biological process: positive regulation of filopodium assembly; negative regulation of adenylate cyclase activity; regulation of cell shape. NCBI's taxonomy places the organism in Eukaryota, Metazoa, Chordata, Mammalia, Eulipotyphla, Soricidae. Gene Ontology annotation, cellular component: membrane.